AGACAUGCUUGUUUUGAACACAAUCAUAGGACAAGAAAAAAAAAUCAAAGAUCGCCGUUUUGGGGCAAAUAAUGAGUAAAACAACAUCAAGAAGACACCUGCUGUAAUCAACCUUUGAGGGUGUACAAGAAUGUCAGGACUUAUGUUGAACCUGGUUUGUGAGCCCAGUCGAGGAGGCAAAUCAGGUAAAUACAGAGGAAAUGCUAAGCAUGAACGUUUCCUUGGAAGGAGACAUUACCUGGAGCACAAGGGUUUGUUAAAAGAGAAACAAAAUAAAAAGCGAAACAAAAAGAACAAGAUGAAAAAUAAAAACAAGUCAAGAAACACGCAGCACAAUGGAGGUGAUCAAUCAAAACCAGGUGCUAUUUUUCCUAAAUUUACCUCUUAUCUGCCUAAUAAGACCAAUGAGCCUUCUAGUUCUGCACAGACAUUUUCAAGGAAAUCCACAUUUUCAUUUCCAUCCACUGCCUCCACAUCUCGGAGGCAUCCGACACACCAAGCGGCACCCCGCACUCUCGGACCUUUAAAAUACGUGGCGUUGGACUGUGAGAUGGUGGGCACAGGACCGAAGGGGUGUCGCAAUGAACUUGCCCGCUGCAGUAUUGUCACCUACGAGGGUGAUGUGAUUUAUGAUAAAUAUAUCAAACCCAUCAAUCCUGUGAUGGAUUUCCGCACUCGCUGGAGUGGAAUCAGGAGGCAGGACCUACUCCAUGCCAUUCCCUUUGAUCAGGCACAGAAAGAGAUUGUGAAGAUAAUAACAGGGAAAGUGGUUGUGGGCCAUGCCAUCCAUAAUGACUUCAAGGUCUUAAAAUAUUUCCAUCCUGCUUGCCAAACACGAGAUACGGCACGGAUUCCGCUGCUAAACCAGAAAGCUGGACUGCCUGUGAAUGAAAUGGUGUCUCUGAAGAGGCUCACUAAAGCUAUUCUCAAAAAGGACAUACAGACAGGGAAGGGAGGCCACUCAUCAGUAGACGAUGCCAAAGCCACCAUGGAACUGUUCAAAGUAGUGGAAAGCAUGUGGGAGGAAAAACUCUCAGCUCUCAGUCUUCCAGCUAAAGCCAUGGAUCUAGCUCUGAAUCAAAAAACAUAAACGCUUUUUAAAGAUAGGAUUUUUACUUCCCGCCUCUUUUAUCAGCUAAACAUCUCAGCUAUGCUUGGGUUUAAAUACCACUAGGGGGCUCUUCAGUUUCUGUAAAAAAAAAAAAAAAAGUAUUUUAAGUUAACUAUAUUGGUUUUGUUGGCUGUUUAAAGCAAAUAAUUGAUAAUUGAUAAAGUUUAUCAUGAUAAACUACAUGAUGUUUUGAGUUCUGUUCAGAAUCUUUACAGAAAGUAAAAAAAAA
Messenger RNA from Sinocyclocheilus rhinocerous, 1340 nucleotides. RefSeq names its product interferon-stimulated 20 kDa exonuclease-like 2. The coding region runs from base 131 to 1090 and encodes 319 amino acids. The record is from RefSeq and is a predicted model, not a curated record. Gene Ontology annotation, molecular function: nucleic acid binding; 3'-5'-RNA exonuclease activity. Gene Ontology annotation, cellular component: nucleus. The transcript is spliced from 4 exons. NCBI's taxonomy places the organism in Eukaryota, Metazoa, Chordata, Actinopteri, Cypriniformes, Cyprinidae.